UAGACCAUCUAGGGAUUCCCAUUCAUACUUUUAACAAAAAUUUAUACUUAAAAAAAAACUCAAAAUUGGGACUCUAAUGAAUGGCCAAACGCAGGGAAUGUUGGAUUCCAUAAUCCCUUUCCCUUUAUCUAUUUCUUUUUUAAAACAAAAAUUUUAAUUCAAACACAGUUUUCAAUGAGAAAUGGAUGAUUGAGCCAACAAGGAAUUUCAUCUUUUUCUCUCAUUAUUCUCUCUCUCUCUCUAUGGCUCGAUAUUUCCAUUUCCCUUGAAGAAAUGAUUUUGCUCCUGAGCCAAGUGGGUUUCCAUGAUGAAAGCAUGAGCCCCCCCUCUUCUUUUGUUUUGUGAAUGACAUCUGUGUGAAAAACCCAUCAAGAAUUUGAGACCAACCCAUCACCCAACCCACCAUUAAAACUCUUAAACAAGCUCUGACUGCUGCCCUGAAACUAACAAGCCUUUCUCUAUCUGCAAGUCUACCAAUAUGAAGAGAGAAGGUCUCUUCUUUUGGGUGGUUUUCUUCUUUUCAUGGGCUUCUUCCACUGCUUUGCUCUCUCCCAAAGGUGUUAAUUUUGAAGUGCAAGCUUUGAUGGGUAUAAAACAAGCUCUUAAGGAUCCUUUGAGUGUUCUGGAGAACUGGGAUGGUGACUCUGUUGAUCCUUGUAGCUGGGCCAUGAUCACUUGCUCUCCUGAAAAUUUGGUUAUAGGACUGGGAACCCCUGGCCAAAGCCUAUCUGGUACUCUCUCUCCAAGCAUUGGCAACUUGACCAAUCUUCAGAUAGUUUUGUUGCAGAACAACAACAUAUCAGGAUCAAUUCCUCACGAAAUUGGAAGGCUAUCUAUGCUUAAAACCCUGGAUCUUUCGAAUAAUCUCUUUGAUGAUUCGAUCCCAAAUUCAAUAGGCAAUUUGAAGAGCCUUGAAUAUUUGAGGCUCAACAACAACAGUUUAUCGGGACCUUUCCCUUCGUCUCUGGCCAACAUUUCGGAGCUUGCUUUUCUGGACUUAUCUUACAAUAAUUUAAGUGGACCAGUGCCCAAAUUUCCAGCUAGAACAUUCAACAUUGUUGGAAAUCCUCUGAUAUGUGGAAAUGGAGCAGAGAAAGAUUGUUCGGGAUCAAUUUCUCUUCCUCUCUCUUUCUCAGUGAAUGCAACACAGAGUAAUCAACCCUCAGACAGACCCAAAAGCCACAGGGUGGCACUUGCAUUUGGCUUGAGUCUUGGUGGUAUCUGUCUCCUAAUCUUAGGAUUUGGGCUUCUCCUAUGGUGGAGACACAGGCAUAACCAGCAGAUCUUCUUCGACGUCAAUGACCAACAUGACGAAGAGGUCUGCCUUGGCAACCUGAAGAAAUUCCAAUUCAGAGAGCUCCAAGCUGCCACAAAUAAUUUCAGCUCCAAAAACAUUCUUGGAAAAGGUGGAUUUGGCAUUGUGUACAAAGGCUAUCUUCAAGAUGGCUCAGUGGUAGCUGUGAAAAGGCUUAAAGAUGGCAAUGCAAUUGGAGGAGAGAUUCAAUUUCAGACAGAGGUUGAGAUGAUAAGCUUAGCUGUUCACCGGAACCUCCUAAGGCUUCGUGGGUUUUGCAUGACCUCCAGUGAGAGGCUCCUGGUUUAUCCCUACAUGUCGAAUGGAAGUGUUGCAUCUCGACUCAGAGCAAAACCUGCAUUAGACUGGGGUACAAGAAAGAGAAUAGCCCUUGGAGCUGCAAGAGGACUACUCUACCUACAUGAACAGUGCGAUCCAAAGAUUAUCCACAGAGAUGUGAAGGCUGCGAACAUACUCCUUGACGACUACUGUGAAGCCGUGGUCGGUGACUUUGGACUUGCAAAGCUCUUAGACCAUAGAGAUUCUCAUGUGACCACAGCAGUUAGGGGAACAGUUGGUCACAUAGCCCCUGAGUACCUCUCCACAGGCCAGUCCUCUGAGAAAACAGAUGUCUUUGGCUUUGGAAUCCUUCUUCUUGAGUUAAUCACAGGGCAAAAAGCACUCGAAUUUGGAAAGGCAGCGAAUCAGAAAGGAGCCAUGCUUGAUUGGGUGAAGAAAAUCCACCAAGAGAAGAAGCUCGAUCUACUGGUCGACAAGGAUUUAAAAAUCAAUUAUGAUCGUAUAGAGCUUGAAGAGAUGGUCCAAGUGGCUCUUUUGUGUACCCAAUAUCUACCUGGCCAUAGACCCAAAAUGUCAGAGGUUGUGAGAAUGUUAGAAGGAGAUGGACUUGCUGAGAGAUGGGAGGCAUCUCAAAGAUCUGAUACCUCAAAAUUCAGAGGCUCCGAUCUCUCUUCAGAGCGCUACUCUGAUCUCACCGAUGACUCCUCUUUACUUGCUCAAGCAAUGGAGCUCUCCGGCCCAAGAUGAAUACUUUCAAAUGCAUUAGUUUUGAUUUCCUAGCUGAAAAGUGCAUCUAUAUUCAUAGUUCUUUGAAUUGUUGGAGUUUUGGUGUAAGUGUAUAGAGAGAGAGAGAGAGAGAGAGAGAGAGAGAGAGAGAGAGAGAGAGAGAGA
Messenger RNA from Amborella trichopoda, 2485 nucleotides. RefSeq names its product protein CLAVATA3 INSENSITIVE RECEPTOR KINASE 5. Gene Ontology annotation, molecular function: ATP binding; protein kinase activity. Gene Ontology annotation, biological process: protein phosphorylation. The record is from RefSeq and is a predicted model, not a curated record. NCBI's taxonomy places the organism in Eukaryota, Viridiplantae, Streptophyta, Magnoliopsida, Amborellales, Amborellaceae.